ACCAGGAGCACCAGGAGCACCAGGAGCAGAGCAGACCUCCAGAGGAGACCAUGUCCUCCUACGGCUCCUCCGAGUGCCGGCGGGUCAGCCCGUCGGUCCACGGCAACAAGUUCCACACGGCGCACCGCAAGAAGGCCGUGGCCAACAUCUUCGAGAACGUGAACCAGGACUCCGUGAUGCGGCUCUUCCAGAAGACUGGAGACAUGAAGGCGGAGGAGCGCGUGAGGAGCAUCUUCUCCUACAGCCAGGACCCGGAGGAGACCUCGCGGGCCCUGAUGGCGCUGAAGCAGAGGAAGAAGGACAAGUUCCUGCAGAUAGCGGGGAUGGUCCGCCAGCUGCUCAAGCUCCGCUGACUGUUAUAACCGGUUAUAACCAGUCCUUAUAGAGCCUGUUUCUGUCUGCGGCUCGUUCUGGGCCCAAUGUGAAAACAGUCCCGGUGGGACCGGGGUCCCGCCGAUGAUGCGGCUCACCUCCCGCCUGGAGAGGAGCGCCAGGUGAGGAGGAGGAGGAGGAGGAGGAGGAGGAGCAGCCUUCCUCCGCACGGCACCACGCUGCAGGUCGCCUCAUGGAGGAGGCGCCGGUGGAGAUCUGAUGUGGGAUUAUGAGGACCAUGCGUCCUCUCAGACUUUAAUCAUCAUGCAUUGUUGCAGAUGCCUGCUGACUGUACAGGUGACCCUCACCUGCUGCUGGUCACCGUGAGACUGUCCCGUGCCUGAUGACGCCUGAUGACGUCAUGUCUCUGACUCUUUGUUCUAUGAAGGUCUCGUUAGUGGCCACUAAUGUCUUAUUAUUGUCACCAAAUGUUAUGACGUGAUUUGCAUUUCUGAUAUGUUCCUUUGUCAUUUUUCUAAAAUAAAUUAUUUCAUUGUAUACAAAA
This is a messenger RNA of Centropristis striata (black sea bass), 877 nucleotides long. It is a transcript of the gene tcima, whose product is annotated as transcriptional and immune response regulator a. The transcript has a single exon. NCBI's taxonomy places the organism in Eukaryota, Metazoa, Chordata, Actinopteri, Perciformes, Serranidae. Bases 51 to 353 code for a protein of 100 amino acids. The record is from RefSeq and is a predicted model, not a curated record. Gene Ontology annotation, biological process: endothelial cell activation involved in immune response; negative regulation of Notch signaling pathway. Gene Ontology annotation, cellular component: nucleus; cytosol. Gene Ontology annotation, molecular function: Notch binding.